Molecule: messenger RNA, 1578 nt
Organism: Dermatophagoides pteronyssinus (European house dust mite)
Lineage: Eukaryota; Metazoa; Arthropoda; Arachnida; Sarcoptiformes; Pyroglyphidae
Product: soluble calcium-activated nucleotidase 1
Biological process (GO): proteoglycan biosynthetic process
Molecular function (GO): GDP phosphatase activity; calcium ion binding; UDP phosphatase activity
Source: RefSeq, a predicted model, not a curated record
CAUUAUGAACAUCAUUAUUAUCAUCAAUAAUAAACGUUUCAUAUAUCUAAUUUAUAUCUAAAUUUAUGUUGCUUUUAUAGUCAUUUAAUUUAAACGAUCUUUACACAAUAAAUAAUAAUCAUAAAGGUCAGAAUAAGAAAGUAAAAUAUUGGCUUUAAUCAUUGUUAAAGCUUACGGUUGAAUUUGUGUCAAAUUAUAUUUAUGAGAAAAAUGAAUGAUUGGCGUCGAGCAAUACGAACACCGAUUUCAUAUUCGGUACCCGGUUCUAGUUCAAAUCUUAUUCGACAACAAACAAAUUUUGUAUCAUUUGUAAUAUUGUCCGGUGCAUUGGUUUUAUUAAUACUUUAUGCAUUCAUGCCACCAAAUAAUAAUGAUACGAUGCAAGCAUUAAAUGAUGAACAUGGCCAUUGGCAUGAAAAAUUAGUUGCCUGUGAUUGUCUUUCCUAUAUUAGUCAGGGACAUGAUAAUAAUUUAUUUGUAUUAAAUCGAACCUAUCCUAUGACAUCAAUCGAAACAAUGAAUGAUGGCCGUUUACGUUAUCGUAUUGCUGCUGUUGCUGAUUUAGAUAAAAAAUCUAAAUCAAUGUCCAGGCCAAACACAUAUUUAUCGUAUAUGCUAAACGGUGUACUUAUAUUUGAUCCUCAUUCCCAAACUGUUGAAGUGAAUUUCGAGCCAAAAGAAAUAGAAUUAAGUUCUGAAUUCUCUUCUGGUGGCCGUGGAAUGGAAUUAUCUGAAUUAGUCGUUUUUAAUGGAAAACUCUACACCUGUGAUGAUCGAACUGGUAUUGUUUUUGAAAUUCGAAAUUCUUUAUUAUUACCUUGGAUUAUUCUUCCUAAUGGUAAUGGUCAGAGCACCGGUAAAGGAUUCAAAUGUGAAUGGAUGACAGUCAAAGAUGAUCAUCUUUAUGUUGGUAGUCUAGGCAAAGAAUGGACUUCACCUAAUGGUGAUAAAAUCUAUAAUUAUGAUCCACAAUAUGUUAAAAGAAUUUCCGCAUUUGGUCAUGUUGAACAUUUGGAUUGGAGGCUACGAUAUAUUGAAUUACGAAGAGCGGCUGGUAUCGAAGCACCGGGAUAUCUAGUACAUGAAGCAGCCGUAUGGAGUAAGGAGAGAAAACAAUGGUAUUUUUUACCACGUCGUGCUUCACAUCAAUUAUAUGAUGAUUCAUUGGAUGAGAAACGUGGUACAAAUAUUCUUUUAGUAGCUAAUGAUAAUUUUACAACGAUCAACAAGACUGUGUCCAUUGGUCCAUUGAUAAAGACGCAUGGAUUUUCUUCGUUAAAAUUAUUACCAUUACCUGAUGAAGUUAAACUUAGCCCAUUGGGUUCAGAAAUUGCCAUUGCGAUCAAAUCAGAAGAGGAUAAUGAAGCUAUUGCCACAUACAUAAUGAUUUUUCGUCUACCUGAUGGACAUAUAUUGUUACCUGAAACGAAAAUUAGCUCAAAACAUAAAUACGAAGGAAUUGAAUUUGUUUGAAUUUAUUUUAUUAGGAAAAUUUUAUUUUGUAAUAUGAAUUUAUCAAUUUUGUCUAUUCCAUAAGUGCCUACACAUUUGUAUAUUGAUACUUUAUUCAUCUAGUCU